This is a messenger RNA of Oncorhynchus keta (chum salmon), 1960 nucleotides long. RefSeq lists its product as uncharacterized. Gene Ontology annotation, biological process: spermatogenesis. The transcript is spliced from 7 exons. The record is from RefSeq and is a predicted model, not a curated record. Bases 1056 to 1664 code for a protein of 202 amino acids. Lineage: Eukaryota; Metazoa; Chordata; Actinopteri; Salmoniformes; Salmonidae.
GAUGAUAUAGAUUCCGGCGUCACCAUAGCAACCACCAGGGGUCAGUAUCAGCGCAAACAAGGAUAAACAUCAAGGGUGCGUUCGUAAAUUCACUUUGACUGGCUAUUUAGGGUGUAGUUGUAAAUUCAAUCUGGAGUGCCAGUGUGCGCUCAGACUGCGUUCUGGGCAUUCAUACAUUUGUUUCACUCUCGGAGCGUUCAGAGCGCACACUGGAGGCUUUGGCUAGCUGUCAAGCACCCAAGCUAACUGGCUAAAGGUGGCUAGAUUGGGUGCUUGACUACUAGCAGGCUGAAGUUGGCUAGAUUACUAGCUACUUCCAAACACAUGAAAGAACACCUCACUCGCCAUAGCAGAGAAGAUUAGGCUUUUUAGAUGUUAUCUAGAGCGUUUGUGACGAACUGCUGCUGGCAACAAUUUCAUAGUUUUUGUUUGCCAUCGUCUACCAACCGGUAAUAUUCAAUGGGUGUUGCGCGUUUGUAAAUUCAUCAGUUAUUCAGUACUCUGGCACAAACGAGAGUGCUCUGAAAUUGGAGUAGAUAGCCAGAGUGCAUUUACGAACGCACCCCUAAUCAGUUUUCAGUGCACUCUAGUCUGAGUGUAUCAGAGCUCAGAAUAACUAGCUAAUGAAUGUAUGAACGCACAACACCUGUUGAAUACUGGACGUAUCAGGAAAUGUCGGCAAAAAAAACGUUUUUAAAUUGUUGCCAGCAGCACAGUUACAGUCCACCAACUCUCUAGAUGACACGAGCCUAGCCUGCUCUGCUUGGGCGAGUAAAAUGGUCAGAGUGAGGUGUUCUCUCAUUUAUGUUUGGAGGUAGCAAGCAAGCUAACUUUAGCCAGUUAUCUUGGGUGCUCGACUGCCGUUGUGUGGUCAGAACGCUCAGAUCAACCCUACUCCUCGGCCAGAGCGUCAACUGUGCGCUCUGAAUUUACGAAAGGACAAUCUGACAUUUUUCUAAAUUUACGAACGCACAGAGCGCACUCUGGCACUCCAGAGCGAAUUUACGAACACACCCCAAGUUGAUCGCGAGGCAGCGGCAGCAGCUCGCGUAUCCAUGACUACCCGGAUGGUGCAACUCGCUCAGCCCAAACCCAACCUGCUCCGAUUCCCUGACCGGUACUGCCACACAAACACGCACAUGCACACGCACACUGACAGACUGACUGAUUCUUUUCCUUCCAGACGGUCAGUCUACUGGCUAGAUGAACUCCCACCUGAAAGAAAUGGCUCCACCACCAUGUUUGAGUUGACACCCCACUGGUCCCAGCUGUGUGGCAGGAAGCGGCUUAAUUCUGGGUUCGAACAGAGCAGAUCAUCUCCCCAAUGGGAGGUCAGUGUAGCAGCUCUGAGUGCCUAUCCAUCCAAUAGAGUGUGUUCUCUGGCUUUGCCCCGCCUCCCCACCGCAGGCUGGGUAUCUGACCGCCCCCUACUGGCCUCCCUGAGCAGAGCGGUGCGGACUGCAGUAGCCAGUCCUAGGGUCUGCCAGUUGGCCUGUCCCAAGCGGAGGCAGGGUCUCUAUUCGCCCCAUUCAUCCAAGACCUCACUGGCACCCCCCACCCAGCUGCAACCUCCUCCCGACUACAGCUCCUUGCCAUCCCUAAGUCUGACCACCCCCAGUAUGCCCAGGACCGUCCAGUCAUCUGGCCAGUGCCUGGGCCAGUGAGGAAGGCAGUAGCCAGUGAGAGGGUGCAGGUCCUUUCACGGCCCAACCAGCGGAAGGCGCUGUUCCAAGGCUACAACCCGUACACGGUUACCCUAGCUGCACGCUCCGCUAGCGCCUCGCCGCGCCUACAGGAGCUUUGUCUGCCCCUGCCGCGGAAAUGCAAGGGCAAAUAGACGAAUGCAUCUCAUCUCACACCUCUACAGUACCUCCAGCCGCCUCUUCUUCAGAUACUCUGUCUCCUGUACAGCAUGUCCCUGAUCACCACUGCUCCAUAAUAAAGACCCUCUAUGAUCUCA